AUGUCGGCCAGUGGCAGUGGCAGUGGCAGUGGUGGUGGUGGUGGUGGUAAUGGUGAUACUGAGAGUCUCAAAAGUAAACUAAAGCGAUACAAGGAAACAUUGUGUGCACAAUGCCAUAGGAGCAUAUAUGAAACUCCAGGGAAAUAUAAACACGGAGACGAAACCUGCUGGUGCCUAUGUCAGUAUAAGGUAGAAGAGGGAAAUACUUACGAUGGCACCUUAGGAUAUAUUAAGGUGAAUGGUGUUCGCAUUAAACACGAAGAAUGUCAUGGAACCGGUUUCUACAAAAACAAACUCGACUGCACGUGGCGCCAUAACGUAAAACCUCCCGGCAAGCAGGAUUCCAGCAAGGAUGGUUCUAGCAAGGAUGGUUCCAGCAAGCAUGGUUCCAGCAGCCGCUAG
This is a messenger RNA of Hymenoscyphus albidus, 402 nucleotides long. NCBI's taxonomy places the organism in Eukaryota, Fungi, Ascomycota, Leotiomycetes, Helotiales, Helotiaceae. The record is from the annotation of a GenBank genome assembly.